AUGGGCCACUAUAUCACCAGUCGCCUUCAUCAGGCGCUCACUUUGAUGGCAAGCUUGACCAGCGUUGUCGUCGCUGACUCAUUGUGGCCCCUUCAAAGCUACAAGAGUUCCUCAAUUCAAACUCCAUACAUGAACGUCACAAAGAUGGGCCAAACCGAGCCCGGAUAUCUAUUUCUCACCCCGGAAGAUAUAUCCCGAGGAACUGGGCAUCCAGCUAUCUAUUCAGAUGACGGUCAAUUAGUAUGGCAAGGCGCCAAUGGAAACUAUUCCGCCCUCCAACCCCAAAUCCUCAACGGCGAGCCGGUCAUCGCCUACUGGACCGGAUAUAAUGGCAUAGGAUUUGGGUUCGGGCAUAUCAGCAUCUUGAACAGUUCAUACGACGAGAUCCACCGCGUCACACUUUCCUGCCAAGAGCAGAAUAUCGUUACAGUGUUUGAUACGAUGACAUUCGACUCAUGUAUUGAUAUUCACGAAAGCCAGAUUACUGAAAAUGGCACGAUUCUCGUUACUGCGGUCAACGUCACUCAGGCUGAUCUGAGCUCUAUUGGUGGAGAGAAAGAUGGCUGGAUCCAGGAUGGUCUUAUCUACGAGAUUGACAUUGCGACAAACGAGAUCCUUUUCCGAUGGAGUGCUCAUAACCACCUUGCUCAGGUCCCCUUGGCUGAUGUUUGGGCUCCACUCCAGGGGUCAGGGGGCUCAGGUGUCAAUUCCACAUAUCCUUUUGGAUAUCCCCAUCUAAACGCUAUCUACAAAUAUGGCGAUAACUACCUGGUGUCGUCGCGCUAUAUGUGCAGCGUAUUUUUCAUUGCUCAGAAUGGAACGGUCAUCUGGCAUUUGCAUGGCCGAACUGGUGGUGAUUUCACAUUGGGUCUCGGAACCAGUUUCUGUUACCAGCAUGACGUCCGCUUUGAGUCUCAAAGCAGCGAGCGUGUAACGUUGAGCAUGCACAAUAACGAUAACACCGGUUUCACGGGCCACACAGCACUGACCACGGGCCUUGUUCUUGAUGUUGAGCUGCAAGGCUCAAAAAAGGUCACUCUGGUUAGUCGAAUGUGGGAUGCUGAGGAGCCCGUAUACGCCGAGUCUCAGGGUAGCUACCAGAGCCUUGGAAACGGACAUGUCCUGCAAGAUCAUGGCGCCACGCCAAAGAUCGAGGAGUUCGAUGAGAAUGGCGCAAUCGUGAUGCGCGCUCGUUUCGGUUACGACAAUACGAUGCAGACUUAUCGCACAUACCGUUACCCCUGGGUUGGUAGCCCAUCUACGAAACCUGAUGUUGUGGCUUGUCCGACGAGCAAAGCUGGAAAGACGGCGGUCUAUGUGAGCUGGAAUGGAGCCACGGAUGUGCAGUCUUGGAAGGUAUAUUCUGGGUCCGAGCUCAAGCAGGCUGUUCCGCGGAAUGGUUUUGAGACUACCAUUAUAGUUGCUGGACUUUCGAAUGGCGAUUCAGUGGUCGUGGAAGCAGUGGGUGGUAUGGGUAAUGGAACUAGAUCCGAGUCGAUCACUGUUGGCGAGGGUUGCUGA
Molecule: messenger RNA, 1521 nt
Organism: Penicillium maclennaniae
Lineage: Eukaryota; Fungi; Ascomycota; Eurotiomycetes; Eurotiales; Aspergillaceae
Product: arylsulfotransferase family protein
Exons: 2
Coding region: 1-1521 (506 amino acids)
Source: RefSeq, a predicted model, not a curated record